AUGGCUGCCACUCAAACGCAGAGAUAUUCCCUUCCCAAUGAAUACGACAAAGGAGCGCAACAGCUGUUAGGGAAGAUUCUGGCGGAAGGACUAUCCCAGAGAGAAUUGAACGCAGCUUAUGAUGACGUCAGUCGGGAUUAUGAUCAGGUUGUCUUGGACAAUGGAUACAAAGCCCCAAAAAGCUGUACAGACGCCGUAACAAAACUAUAUCCGGAAGCUGAACGAGCGCAAAAGGUCAUCUUAGACAUCGGCGCCGGAACAGGAUUACUAGCUGAUGAGAUGGUGAAGAAGGGGUUUAAAAUCUUCGAUGCCCUUGAUCCAUCACAGGGGAUGCUUGACAUUGCCAAAGAGAAAGGCAUCUACAGAAACUACAUCUGCGAAGCAGUUGGCAAUGAACCCCUCAACAUUCCCUCUGAUUCGUAUGAUAUUGUCACUGUUGUCGGAAGCCAUAUAGCAAAUCACAUCGAAAGCGAGGCUCUGAUCGAGAUUAUUCGAUUGGUCAAACCAGGUGGUAUCGUGUGUAUAGUUGCGCGAAUGGAGAGUUUAUCAAAUCUGGAUAAGUAUAAAGACUCUUUUUUCCCAUUGUGCGAAAAACUUGAAGAGGAGAAAAAAUGGCAGAAAAUUGACUGUUCAUCUUGCCCAUAUUGGAACAAGAUCGAAGGUGUUCAAAUAAUGACCACGCAGAGGUACACUCUCCCCAAUAAUGACCAAGGGGCGGUAAAUCUGUUAGGGAAAGUACUGGCUGAGGGACUGUCUCAAAUGGAGCUGAAUGCAGCUUACGAUGACGUCAGCAAAGAUUAUGAUCAGGUGGUGACAAGCAAUGGUUACCAGGCCCCCAACAGUGCGGCUUUAGCUUUAGCCAAGGUAUUCACAGAGGAGGAGCGGCCGCUAAAGACAACGCUAGACAUCGGCGCUGGUACCGGACUAUUGGCAGUGGAGAUGAAAAAAUUAGGAUUCAAAAUCAUUGACGCUCUUGAGCCUUCACAAGGAAUGAUUGAUGAAGCAAAAGAAAAAGAUCGUUAUAGAAAUUAUAUCUGUGAAGCCAUUGGCAAAGAACAACUUGAUAUACCCUCCGCGUCAUACGACAUCGUCACGGUUGUUGGCAGUCAUGGAGUAAAUCAUAUUGAAAGCGAGGCUCUGUACGAGAUUAUUAGGUUAACAAAACCAGGAGGAAUCGUAUGCAUGGUGGCUCGCAUGGAGUGUUUAACAAAUCUGGAAGAAUAUAAAGAUACAUUCUUUCCUCUGUGUGAUCAACUAGAAAAAGAAGGAAAAUGGAAAAAGAUAGAUUGCUCUUCAUGUCCAUACUGGAAGCAAGUGGAAGGUGUACAGAUUGUGUAUAAACAAAUGACGACAGAAAAGAAUUAUAUCCUGCCAUCCGAAGAACCGGAAGUGCAGACGCUACUUGAAAAUAUCUUCGUUAAGGGCCUUGACCAAAAGGGAUUGAAUGCAGUGUAUGACGAUUUAAGCAACAAUUAUGAUAAGAUUUUAGGUGACAGUAAUUAUUAUGGGCCACAUUCGGCGGCAGAAGCGGUGGCCAAGUUUAUUAAUAUGGACGAGCGUGCUCUAAAGAUAAUCCUGGACAUAGGGGCGGGAACUGGAAUGGUGGCAGAGGAGUUGCUGAAAAAAGGCUUUAAGAUUUUUGAUGCGUUGGACCCCUCCCCAGGUAUGCUUGAAAAGGCAAAACGAAAAGGUCUUUAUAGAAAUUACAUCUGUGAGGCGAUUGGCAAGGACCCACUGGAUCUAGCUUCUGAUUCCUAUGAUGUUGUUACUGUUGUUGGAAGUCACACGAAAAAUCACAUAAAAAGUGAGGCACUGGAAGAGAUGGUUCGUUUGGUCAAACCAAACGGACUCAUUUGCAUAGUGGCUCGAAUGGAGGGACUUGAAAAGUUUGACGAAUACAAAGAUUCAUUCUUUCCUCUAUGUGAUCAAUUAGAAAAAGAUGGAAAAUGGCAAAAAGUAGAUCGCUCAGUCUGUCCGUACUGGAACACGUUGGAAGGCCUGCGAUUAAUAUACCGAGUUUGUUAAUUUCAAAGAUUGAUUUGAAGCUUCAGGUAGUUAUAAUACC
This is a messenger RNA of Saccostrea cuccullata (small rock oyster), 2065 nucleotides long. RefSeq lists its product as uncharacterized. The transcript has 16 exons. The record is from RefSeq and is a predicted model, not a curated record. NCBI's taxonomy places the organism in Eukaryota, Metazoa, Mollusca, Bivalvia, Ostreida, Ostreidae. Bases 1 to 2025 code for a protein of 674 amino acids. Gene Ontology annotation, molecular function: S-adenosylmethionine-dependent methyltransferase activity.